AUGUCCAUCCGUCAACCAAAACCAAAGCAGAUUCGUCUACCGUUCGACGUCCCAAAGCCCAAGAAGGGUGCCGAUGCCCCGGUCAAAGUGUGCGGAAUUUGUCGAUCCAAGGACAGCCACUACACCUGCCCGCGAUGCAACGUCCCGUACUGCUCGUUGGCAUGUUUUCGUGACCAGUCCCACACGCAAUGCUCAGAGCCAUUCUACCGCUCGACAGUCGUGGACCAGAUUGCGGCAGACCCCAAGGCCGAGCUGGAGGAGAAGAGGCGUAUGAUGGAUAUGCUGAGGCGCUUUGAGGAUGCCGCCGCCGAGGGAGACGACGUCAUGGCCGCGCUGGAAGAAGACUCUGAUGACGACGACGACCUCGCAGCUGCUCUGGACGGUGUCGACCUUGAGGACAUUGACUCGAACGCACUGCUUCGUCUUCUGCCGCAGGCGCACCGUGAUGCUUUUCUGGCUGCGAUCAAGAACCCGGAGUCAGAGUCUGCAAAGGAGCUUCUGGAGUCGGCGCUCGCAGCUGGUGAAGGCGAGGAGGGCGGCGACGACAAUGACGAACCGCCUUUACCUUCCGUUCUGCCCUGGUGGGAAGCGGGCGAGCUGGACGACGAGGCCGAGGCGUAUGCGUCGCCGCCGGCAGACAUUGAUACGGCGGCAACGGAUUCCAUCAACCCACCGCCCGGUGUGGGGAUUAAGCUGGGGUACAACCUCCUGGCGCUAUGCUUGGCGUACACGAGCACUCUCCUUUCCUUCCGCCUCCCCUCUCUUUCCGAAGAAUACCUAGCGGAACAACGAGUUGGCACAGUCGAAGUCAAGGACGAACUACAGUCUCUUCUUCCCUUCCUCGAGGCUCGCUCAACUGUACGUUACGAGAGCGCGCGUGCGGCCUGGGGAGCUGUUUGGGAACGGGUUGGCCGCGACGGUGAGCAGCCUCCCGCAGCUGCGCUGGUUAGGCUGUUGCAGAUUGCCGCCGGCAUGCUGCACCCACCUAUCACGACGGAUCCACCGCUUGUCGCUCUCGUCCUCGCGGACGUGCAUUCUCUGUUUUCAGCGCCAAAGGCGGGCGCCACUGCCAAGAAAAUGGCAUUCUACCGUACAGCAAUGAAACAGGUCGACAGGCAGGAGUGGCUCAGCCUCGAACGGGAGGUGCUCCGCGAGGCCCAGAAGCUGGACGAGGAACUAGAGGAGCCACACGAGACCCAGGAGCCGGCGCGCCCUAGUCUCACACUGUUGUGA
This is a messenger RNA of Apiotrichum porosum, 1233 nucleotides long. RefSeq lists its product as uncharacterized. The transcript has 5 exons. NCBI's taxonomy places the organism in Eukaryota, Fungi, Basidiomycota, Tremellomycetes, Trichosporonales, Trichosporonaceae. The record is from RefSeq and is a predicted model, not a curated record. Bases 1 to 1233 code for a protein of 410 amino acids.